Molecule: messenger RNA, 5400 nt
Organism: Drosophila arizonae
Lineage: Eukaryota; Metazoa; Arthropoda; Insecta; Diptera; Drosophilidae
Source: RefSeq, a predicted model, not a curated record
UUCAGUCUGUUAACGGCACGCCAGCGAUGCAGACGCGUUAGCUCCGGCUAAGAGAAACAAACCCAACUACGACAGCCAAGCCAAGCGCUCACUGUUAACUGUAAAUUGUAAAACUGUAUUAACUAGUGCACAGUGGUACCAGAGCGGUUUGAAAGUGCGUGCGCUUCCUGAACGAGUUGCUUAAGUGUUGUUGCCGCUAUUGAAGCUGCUACUGCAUUUUGUUGUGCCAUCAAAGUGGGAGAUAUUUUUUGUACAAAUAGCAGCAAGUGAAAUUUUUAAACGCGUUCAUUGCACUGCCAGCCACGCCCACCUUUGGCCCCAAAUACGCGAGUGGCGCCUGAUAAUUCAGCAAAUUAAUACCAAAUUUCAAGCAUUAAUAGAGAGCGAGAGAGAGGGAGAGGGAGAGAGGAAGAUAUAUCGAAGCUAUAGAGCUGCCCACUUGCAGCAGCUGUAGCUGUAAAGUUUCACAAAAAUCCCAUUAAGAAACAAAACGAAACUCAUUUGGCCACUUGAAUUUGCAUUGUUGCUCUGUUGCUGCCGCUGUUUAUGGCAGUUUGACUAUGAAACGACGCAUGCAACUCAUUGCCGUGUGGCUGGGCCUUUUGGUCUCAGCCAGCUACGCACAGACGCAAAAGGAGUCCUCGGGCAAAUGGUCGCGGCAGCUGGAAUCUGUGGGCACUGCUGACACUGGCGAUGCGCUGGACUGGGUGCCCCUGGCACAGCCGCUGGAUGAAAGCGGCAAAGAUCGCUCGGGCAAUGGCCGUGUGCUCACCUAUUCGCAGUCCUUUCCGCCCAGCGGGCGUUUCGGCGAGCUGAGCAAACCUUUCGAUUAUCCGUAUCAGUUUCAACGUUUUCCCCAAGCAGCACCGCUGCGGCACCAGGGACCACCGCCGCCGCUGAAGAGCAGCGCCGCCCAGGAGCCCACCUCGCAGUCGUUCUUCAAGUUCGAGAUGCCCUUCCACAACGAGGCGAAUCAGCCCAAUGCGCCGCCCACGCUGCAAACGGGCUAUCAGAUACAGCACUCCUUUGGCGGCAGCUCACUGCCCGCUCCCUCCUCGCUGUUCAGUCCACCCUCGCUGUUUGGCCAGCAGCCGCAGCCGUAUUCCGACUUCCAGAAACCACUCGCCCAGGCGCUGAGCAAGCCACUGCAUCAGCAGAACUUCAUACAAGACAAUUUCCCACUCAAGUCUCAUGCCAAGCCCAUACCCACGCAGGCCUCCCUCCAGAGCGUAACGCCACAGGUUUUCCCCGUUGAUCCCGAGCCGGAAAAUGUGUUUGGCUUGAACAAGCCAGCUGCUCCCUCCUCUGCCGCCAACACUAACAGCCAACAGCAGCAGCAGCAGGAGGUCCAACUGCUCUAUGUGCCCUACGAUACGCUGUACAAUCAACAGCGACAGAAUCCGAGCUCCGCAGGACUCGGCGCGAGCAGUAACUUCGAGGUGAACAAGUUCAAUGUGAACGCCGGCCUGCCCGCUGUCAAUCCCUAUCAGAUCAAUCAGUUCUACACACAAGAUCCGAGUGUGGGCAGCGAUUUCUUUAGCCCCGGCACCACGACCCGUCCAAGCACCACCACAACUCAGCCGCAGCACAUCUUCCAGAGCUUUGCCCAGCCGCAAGCCCAGGUGCAAUCGCAGCCACAGUUCACGACAGCCAAGCCCAAGCCGAAGGCACAUCAGCCCCCAUUGGCCAUGUUCCUGCUGCGUCCCAAUGCGCGACCCACCCAGUCGGAUGUGGUUGCGGCGCUGCGCAAUGCGCACACCAUUUCCGUCAUCGAUGCGCCCACCAAGCAGACGCCGGAGAUAUUCGUCGGACCCGCUGGCAUGCCCAUACCCGAUGGCUAUGUCAAGUUCGAUCUGCCCUAUCUGUCGCAGCUGGCGCACAGCCGCGAUCUGCAGGACGUCUCCUUCUUUGUGGCACCGCUCAGCUAUCGCACGCCCAAUGGCUUCAAUAAGAUAUUGCUGCCCGAGCCGCAUGUGGGCUCCAUUGUGAUCAACCGCGCCAAGGAUACGGCUGCCAGGCAGGAGCUCGUCCAGCCUCAGCCCGUGCGUCCGCAGCGUCCGACCAGCACACGCAACCCCUUCGAGAGCACCACUCAACCACAGCGCGCCAUUGCCAGUCCAGCGCCGACGCGUGGCAACAAGUUCAGCUACUAUUACGUGCAGGACGGCAACCAGCAGCAACAGCAGCAGCAGCAACAGCAGCAGCAGCAGGAGGUCAACACGCCUAAGCCCGCCAAGCAGGAGCGCCACAAGAAGAAGCGACCCCAGCAUGUGGCCGUGGAGCAGCCCGUUUAUCGUGCGCCCGCCAAGACACCAAAUCCCUUCGAUACACUGAAUCAAAUUGGAGGCGAUGACUUCUUCAACACACUCAGCACCAAGCCCAGCAGCACCUCAACCACUAGCUCCACUUCCACCUCCACCUCAACCUCCACUUCGACUACCUCCACGACGGCUACACCACAAACGCUCUUCACCUACAGCUCAAGGCCGCAGGUUGAAUUCCCCAGCUCGAACGGUCAACUAUAUCCACAAUUCGAUCCCUCUGGACAGCUGCAGCCGGUGGUGCAGGAGCAGCUGCCACGCCUCACCACCCGGCCGCCCACUUCAACCACAGCCGAGGAGGAGCUGCGCAUGAAGCAAUACUUCCGUCAACAGGAUGCCUUCCGUCAGCGACCACAAACCACCAACCCACCCUUCGAGCAGUCGGUGCAGUACGUCCAAUCCUCCCAAGACUACGAGGCGCCGCAGCCGUCAACGACGCAGAGGACCAAGCAGCGUGUUAAUAUCUAUACGCCAGUGACGACCUCGGACGUGGGCUACAAUGUGGAUCCACAGGGACAGCCUCCGCUGAAUCAUCGUCCCAGCUACAACCAGAACGAGGUCAAUGUGGAGUACGAACCGAAUCCGUAUCAUGUGCCGUCCGAGCUGCCACCGCUGACACCGGACAUACCCGGCCUGGUCAACAAUCUGCAGGAGAAGGAUAAGCUGCCAGCCAGCACAACACCCCUCAGCGAACCCGAGCCAGAAACCCGACCCACACGUCGUCCCUUGCGUACGCGCAAACCUGCCGUCUCAAAGGUAGUGACCACCUCGUCGGUGUCUUACUCCGAGUCGGAGAGUAAUGUCAAGGUGCCCACACAUCGCAUCAGACGUCCCUAUGGCAGUCGCGGCACGGCAUCGGACAAUGCUGGUGAGGAGCAGUCCAGCACCCAGACCAGCACACGUCGUCCGGCCACAUCGCGUAAUCCCUUGCUGCGCAAUCCCAAUCGCAUACGCUACCAGCCCACCACAGAGGAGCGUCAGACACUCAAGACCAAGAAGAAGCACUACAAGGGCUCAAAGAAUGGCAAACCAAGCGAGGAUCAAGAUCUGGACUAUCAGCGCGAUGUGCUCAAGCAGAACUAUCCCGUAUUCAAGGCACCGUCACGUCGGCCCACCAGUCCCACGGCCAUACCCAGCUCCUAUGAUGUGGGCAACACCGAAGGCCCCGCCUCAGAGACCCAGCAAGUGUACACGGUAACGCCCAGCAACAGCAUCGACCAAGACGAGCAGAGUGUCUAUGUGCCCAGCCUGCUGGAGCCCAUGCAAAUAGCGCAGCACUAUAAUGAGUUCUCCAAGGACAACUAUGGACCCGGCUAUUUUCCCAAUCAGGAGGACCUGAAUCCCACAGAGGCCAUUGUGCGCAACGAAGUGAGUCCCAUCUACACAACUCUGGCCACUACCACGCCCUCCACUACCACAACAACGACCACAACAAGAACAACAACCGAGGCACCUGUGACAACAACAACACGUCGCUCGCCCUUCAUACGCCGCAAUUAUCCGCGAGUGAGGACUACAACAACAACCGAAGCCCCAGUGACCAGCACCACCCCAACGACCGAGGAGCGUCCAUCCCUGCGCUCUCGCCUACCACCGCGUCGUGUGGUCAAGGUGCGCCAACGUCAGCGUCGCCCCACGCAUCCUGCCUCCUCGUCGACAGCUGCGCCGGAAGAGGAAGCGGAGCCCGUUACCCAGCGCCAGAAUCUGCGCAAGCUGAGCCGCUACAAUCAGGAGCAGAACGAACAAAAGCCGCAGACAACGACACACACGCCACGUCGUCGGUACAAGCAGCCCUUCCAGCUGGAGGGUCAGGAAUCGCAAUGGUCACCCGCCUCGGAAACGGGCAACAGCAACACCAACAACAACAGCAACAGCUUCAAGCCGCUGAAUCCCAAAUACGGCAGCAAGAGCGAGACGCACAACUUCGACAAUGAGCCAGAGAUUGUGACGGCGGGACCCACAGAUCAACCGGAAACCUACGAAUUCAACGUAGCUGCCAAUCUUGGUGGAUCUGGUGGUGCACAGCGCACCACACCGACGCUCAAGGAACCCAAUCUCAAACCCGAAAAGUCCUUUGCGGAGCUGUUGGAGGAAGUCAUGGGCAAGGCGCCCGAGCAGCUGGCCACCGAGUCGCCCAUAAGCAGCACCAUUUCGCGCCUCAACAGACGCGGCAAGUGGAAGAAGUCGCGCGUCUCGGGCGGCUCAGACAAUGGCGAGAAUUUCGAGACGGCUGAAUCUCAGAAUCUGGGGCCGCAGCUCUACAACUCGCUCUAUGCCGGCAAAGACCCAAAGGCGGAGCUGAAGCUGAAGGAAGCCAUAACAACCACAACGCCCAUGACACCAGCCACUGAGGCACUCACCACCAGCAGCCCCGCUGAGCUGGUGACCACCACAGCUGCAGCGCCCACAACGCCCGCGGAGUACGAGGUGACCACCGUUAAGGCGCCAGAGGCAACGACCACCAUGGCCACCACGUUGGCGAUGAGCGAUGAGAGUGCAACGCGUCGCAUGGACACAGCGGCCGAUGUGGACGAUCUGGACACGCAGCCGAGCAUCUUCUCCGAGGUACGACAACAGCUGCACGAUCUGUUUGCCAUCGACGAGAGCGAGGAUCAGGCGGUAACUGCAGCGCUGGCAGCUGUGGGCAAGCGUCGUCAGGAUUACACCAGCAUCAGGCGCACGAAGCCGGUGGAGAGCACCACAGUGGCGGCCACCGAGGCGCCCGCCGAUGUGCUGGCCAUUACGACGCUGGCAACGCCAUCUGGCGGCAAGGAGGACAACUUCCACAAGGAUCUGAUGCAGCAUGUCGUCUAUGCGACGUCCACAUCCACCAAAGUUACCUCCGAGACAGAGAUCUGUUAUCGUGGCCGUUGCAUACGCUCCGAAGAUUUGCCCGCCAAUCACAAGCUACACUGAGCGAAAUUGAAGCCGGUUGAGAGCUUCGCAUGUAAAUACGAUAGGGCCAAGCGAUACGAGAUAGGUGAGGGCAGUACGAAUUUGGAUAUUCGGAACAAUAUUUACCCUACAUCCGCUUGCAAUUAGCUUUAAAUUACGAAUUAAGCGUAUAUAGAGAGCUACA